AUGGACAGCCUUAUAACACCCUAUCAGAAUGAUUUCAUUAAAGGCAGGAACAUUACUGAUAACAUUCUUAUUGCUCAUGAGAUUCUGGAUGUGCUUAGAAAGAAAAAAGGCAGACAAGCUUGUUUUGGAGUUCUUAAAAUUGACAUGAGUAAGGCCUAUGAUAGGGUUAACUGGACUUUUCUUAAGGCUGUCCUUACUGUUAUGAAGUUUGAGGAAAGGUGGAUUCAAUGGAUAAUGGAAUGUAUGACUUCUGUUAGUUAUACUUUGCUUGUAAAUGGGAAUCUAACAUCUUCUUUUAAGCCUUCCCAAGGACUAAGACAGGGAGAUCCUCUUUCUCCCUAUGUAUUCCUGUUUUGUGCCAAUAUCCUUUCUAUUGCCUUACUACAAGCUGAAAAUCAUAAACAAUUAAAAGGUAUGAAGAUUGGUAGGAAUGGUCUCUCAUUCACUCAUCUCCUUUUUGCGGAUAACUCUCUUUUCUUUUUCAAAAAGGAUGAUAUGUCAGUUAUAAAAUUGCUUGCCAUUUUGGACUGGUAUUGUACUAUCUCUGGACAGAAAAUUAAUUUGGCAAAAUUGGAUCUCUAUUGCUCUCCUAACAUGGCUGUUGUGGAAAAAGAAUCUCUUGCUUCUACCCUUCAUGUCAAUCUGGUUCAGAAUCCAACUAAAUACCUUGGAAUGACUUUUAAGAUGAGGGGUAAUAGAUGCGCAGACUUUCAUUUUCUGGUAGAUAAGCUUCAUUCUAGACUUCAAGGUUGGAAGGCUAGACUUUUAUCACAAGCUGGUAGAACAACACUCAUCUCUUCUGUUCUCCAAUCUCUUCCCUUCUAUGCUUUUUCUUAUUUCAGGGUACCUGAUACCAUUUGCAACAAAAUGGAUGCCGUUGUAAGAGCAUUUUGGUGGGGGCAUGAGACUGGGGAAAGGAAAUUACAUCUAAUCAAAUGGAAUAGAGUUUGUCAACCUUGGAGGCUAGGGGGACUUGGUCUGAAAAAAUUCAAAACAAUGAAUCAAGCCAUGAUCACUAAACAGUUCUGGCGAAUUCAUCAUAAUCCCCAUUCUCUUCUAGCUAAGACCUUCAAAGCAAAGUAUUUCCCUAGAGGACCAAUUCAGGACUGUUGCCCCAAAUCACACCAUUCAUGGUUUUGGAAAAACAUCAUUAAACAGGAAUGUCCAAGUUUGAGGGAAGGAAGAUGGUGGAUUGGUGAUGGAUACAAUAUCCCUCUCAAGCAUAAAGACUGGGUUCAAUGGUCUCCUCUUAAUCUUCAAGACCAUAGACUUCCUACUGGAACUGUGGGAGACUUAAUUAACCACACUUCUGCCCCUUGGAACUGUGAUCUAGUUAGAGCUCUCUACCCCCCUUCUUUGGCUAGAAAAAUCUUUCAAUUUCCCAUCUCUAAAACAAACUCUGUUCAGGACAAAUUGGUUUGGAAACACUCUUCUGAUGGGGUGUACAAUGUUAAGAAGGCCUAUGAGAUCCUUAACUUCGAGCAAUUGCAACCUACUAAUCACAAUCCUUUUGAUCAGGUGGUGUGGACCAAACUCUGGAAAGUGAAAACCCCUCAGAAGUUAGACACUUUUGUGUGGAAGUUGCUUCUUGACAGCUUACCUACUUUUUCCAAUCUUAGGAGUAGAGGAAUCUCAAUUGACUCUACUUGUCCUUUCUGCAAUGAGCAUAAGGAGACCAGCACUCAUUUAUUUCUUUUAUGUUCCUUUUCGAGAGCUUGCUGGCAUGGCACCACUUUGGCCAUUCACUCUUCUGGCUUCAAUAACAUGUCUAUGCAGCAGUGGCUAACUAGGGUCAUCACCAUGUACAAUAGCAAGGACCCUAAUGUUAUGAACUAUCUACAAGCAUUAUUCACAACCUUGUGGUCUAUUUGGAAUCAUAGGAACAAAGUUGUUCAUGAGGGUAUUUCUCCUAAUCCUAUGAAUGUAAUUCUCAUGGUGCAAUCUCUAUCUUGCAGAGACAAGAAGAGGAAUAGAAGUGCUUUUGGUUUUGAAGCUGUCAACAUACAGGGAGAUAGUGUGUUCCUUGCUGUGAAUAGUAGCCUAGUUGGAGCAGCAGAGGGUUUUUUGCUUGAAGCUGUGGUGGAUGCCUGCCUUACAGCAAAAUAUCAUGGGUUUCAUAGUAUUUUGUUCCUAAGUGAUAGCAGAGGAUUGGUCAAGCUCUUUAAUACUAGGAAGGCUUUGGAUUGGCAAACUCACUAUAGGUUUGCUGAUUUAAAUUUUCUUGUACAAAAUGGUCUCCUCUGCCACAUGAUCCUUGUUCCUCAUUUGCUGCUUAAAUCUUUAUGUAAUGUAGCUAAAAAGGCAGUACAGGUGCCUAUUAAACACUGCUGGUUGAACCCAGCUCUUUUAUAA
Molecule: messenger RNA, 2352 nt
Organism: Quercus robur (English oak)
Lineage: Eukaryota; Viridiplantae; Streptophyta; Magnoliopsida; Fagales; Fagaceae
Exons: 2
Coding region: 1-2352 (783 amino acids)
Source: RefSeq, a predicted model, not a curated record